This is a messenger RNA of Loxodonta africana (African savanna elephant), 7307 nucleotides long. RefSeq names its product trans-golgi network vesicle protein 23 homolog C (gene TVP23C). The coding region runs from base 3185 to 3607 and encodes 140 amino acids. Gene Ontology annotation, cellular component: Golgi membrane. The transcript has 7 exons. Gene Ontology annotation, biological process: protein secretion; vesicle-mediated transport. The record is from RefSeq and is a predicted model, not a curated record. NCBI's taxonomy places the organism in Eukaryota, Metazoa, Chordata, Mammalia, Proboscidea, Elephantidae.
CGGGCCCCUGGGGAUGCGCGGCCAAGUGGUCCACCUCGAGGGUUACGUUUGUGCCCCUUAAGGAAGCUGUAGUCUACGUGUUUACGGCCAGAGAUUAGUGAGCGCAGUUUAAUAAUCUCCUCGUCUAAAAGUUUUUAUUGACUAUGGCGCACUUCCAGUUACAUGACUUCCACUCACAGUUCAUUGAGGGAUUAUUGUGACUCGUUACAGUCUACUCUGGGAUCCAACAGUGAACGAUACAGGCGCUUUCUUACCCUGAACUGUGGGAAGCUGGGGAGUCGUGGAAGUGGUGGGGAGAGACAUAAACAUGACUUAGAACACCUCAGGCCUCUGCUCAGAACCCUCUCAUGGUUUCCCCUGUCAACGUUUUUAAUAAGCUCGUUCUUUGUCCAAAACUUAACGCUGGAUUUUCCUUCCUAAUCUGUUGGUCCCUCACCCUUCGCCAUUUUAGUAAAUGUGACUCUGUGAGUACGGAUCUGUUUGUCUUUUGUUUCUGGCUGUACUACUGACAACUGUCUGGCAUGUAGUACGCACUCCUUACUUAUGGAUUAAAUGAAAAAAACCUAGUCUUUCAUAGAUUGGGUUAAAGAAAAGAAAGAAGGUUCUAGAUAGAAUGAAUCACACGUUCAAAGGACCCAGUGGGGCACAAGUUAAGGAACUUAAAACCUGGCAUGCUAAGGAACUUAGUCUGGCAGGAGCUUAGCUAAGGAAGGGGGAGUGGCCUGGAAUAAGGUCUGGGAGGUGGGAGGGAGCCAGAUCCUGACAGGUCCUAAGGAGUCUGCUUUUCAGUCAAAGCAUUGUGGGUUUUAAGCAGGAGAAUGAUAAGAUCUAAUGUAAAAAUGUCAUCCUGGGUGCUGGAUGGGGUUUGGACUGUUGAGAUCAAGAGUGGGAGACCUCAGCCUUUUAUUCCAUUGCAUCAUUCAGCGGUUUUCAGCCUUGGCUGCGCACUCAGGAUGCUUUAAAAAAUGCAGAUACCCAGGCUGCAUUCCAAAUCAGUUAGAGCCUCUGGGGGUGGGACCCAGGCAUCAGUUUUGUUUUGUUGUUUGGCACCCUUUUUUUCCCCAAGUGCCCCAGCCAAUUUCAGUGUGUAGCCAGUGCUGAGAACCAUUAGUCUCAUAGAUCUGAACCCAUUUUACCUUUUCAGCCUUAGCUCUUACUCCGCUUUUCACUCACUAUGUGGGCUACUUGGCCAUUCCUUACACAUACUUUGUGUAUUCCUAUUCCUGUGCUUUUGAAGACAUAUGUAGCUGAGGGACUAGAGUGAGUAGGAAGCCUCCCUCCCCCCAAUCUAUCAGACUCUCCUGGAAGCUCCUCUCCAGCCGUCUAAUAAAAACAAUCUUCUUCCUCUCCAUGCUCCUGUUUGCACUGGCAUUUCUGUUGGCAGUGAUCACAAUCUGCACUGUAUUGCGGGUAAUUGCCUUCCUGGUUUAUUCACUCAUGUUUUCAACAAAUAUUGCACUGUUUGGUCAGGUGCCCUGCUAGGAUCCAUGCUGGGGUGCAUGUCUUGCUAGUCAGGUCCUAGAACAUACUACACUGGUAAAGACAGUUUUUCCCUCUAGUAGCUUAGAGUCUAGAAGGGGGUACAGGGAGGCCACUCUUGGCAAUACAAAUUUCCUGAGAUAAUUGUUCAAAUGGAGAUUUGUCCAAGUACUGUGGGAGCAUGAGAAAAGGUGUGCCUUGGGAUUUUGAGGGCAAGUUUCACAGCCAUUUGAGUAUUUGAACUGAAAUUCGAAGGCUGAUUUGGUGUUUGCUUGGUGUAAGCUAGGUAUGGAAUAGACCAAGGAAAAGCUUUCCAGGUAGAGACAGCAUGUUAAAGAUAGGAAAGACUACGGUGUUUUCAGAGCCCAUGUAACAGUUUUGCUGAAGUGUCAAGCGUGAGGGAUUGUCAGAAGGUAGGUAGGCAGACAUCAGGUUAUGAAAUCCCAUGGGCUAUAUGUGAAGUUUUUAAAUUUUACCCAGUACUAGAGGGAGGCCACUUAAAAAUUUGAGCUGGGGAGCGAUGCAGUAGGAUUUCCAUGUCAAGACAAUUAUAACAUGGACGAUCAGAGAUUAGAGUAGACAGGGGCUGAAACUAGAGAGAAAGGCGGGGGCUGGUAAAGGGCUGGUGCUGGUGAAGCUAGGAGGAGCAGUGUCACUGUUGUGGUUGAGGCUAGUGAAGUUAGGAGGAGCAGUGUCACUGUUGUGGCUGAAGCUAGUGAAGUUAGGAGGAGCAGCGUCACUGUUGUGGCUGAGGCUAGUGAAGUUAGGAGGAGCAGCGUCACUGUUGUGGCUGAAGCUAGUGAAGUUAGGAGGAGCAGCGUCACUGUUGUGGUUGAGGCUAGUGAAGUUAGGAGGAGCAGCGUCACUGUUGUGGCUGAGGCUAGUGAAGUUAGGAGGAGCAGUGUCACUGUUGUGGUUGAGGUUAAUGAAGUUACGAGGAGCAGUGUCACUGUUGUGGUUGAGGCUAGUGACGUUAGGAGCAGUGUUACUGUCGUGGCUGGCUCUGGUGAAGUUAGAAGGAGUAGUGUCACUGUUGUGGCUGAGGCUAGUGAAGUUAGGAGGGACAGUGUCACUGUUGUGGCUGAGUCUAGUGAAGUUAGGAGGAGCAGUGUCACUGUUGUGGUUGAGACUGAAUAUGAACUACAGUGAAUUGAGGAGUGAACCCCUCUUAGAAGCCUGGUUGGGAAAGGAAGGAAUGCUAUGGGAGGUUAGUCCGAAGGGAGAUGCAGGAUCAGGGUUUUAGAAAAUAUUUUUGACUAGUGAAUGACACUCAGGUCCAUACGCUGAUGAGACAGAUCCAAUGGAAAGACUUGAAAACAUGGGAAAGAGUAAGUAAAUGAAGGGAAAACUGGCUGAACAAGCCCCUGAGGAGGCAGGAGAAGAAAGGACCCAAGCACAAGUAGUUGGUUGAACCUUGAAGAGAAAGUUGCAAGAUGGGUCCCGGAAGCAGGAUGCAGUUGUCAUUCUGUAAUCCUGAUGGCCUCAGCUUUCUCCGUGACUUGAGAGGCAGCAGUUGAGACUACAUGACAGUAACGAUGACACUGAAGAUGUUUCACUGUUUGAUGCUGAAGAGGAGACAACUCAUAGACCAAAAAAAUCCAAAAUCAGACACCCAGUGGCAUCAUUUUUCCAUUUAUUCUUUCGAGUCAGUGCAAUUGUAGUCUAUCUUCUGUGUGAAUUGUUCAGCACCAGCUUUAUUGCCUGUAUGGUGACAAUUAUCUUGUUGUUGUCAUGUGACUUUUGGGCAGUGAAGAAUGUCACAGGUAGACUAAUGGUUGGCCUGCGUUGGUGGAAUCAUAUCGAUGAAGAUGGAAAGAGCCACUGGGUGUUUGAGUCCAGGAAGGCAUCUUCUCAAGACAGCAAAACUGCUUCAGAGGCUGAAUCAAGAAUUUUUUGGUUAGGACUUAUUACAUGUCCGGUGUUGUGGGUGAUAUUUGCCUUCAGUGCGCUUUUCUCCUUCAGAGUGAAGUGGUUGGCCGUGGUUAUCAUGGGUGUGGUGCUACAAGGUGCCAACCUGUAUGGCUACAUCAGAUGUAAAGUGGGCAGCAGAAAGAAUUUAACCAGCAUGGCUACCUCUUAUCUUGGAAAGCAGUUUUUAAGACAAAACACAGAAGAUGAUCAGACUUGAUAACUAGGGAAAGCGUAUGUGUCCUGUUACACCGGAGAAUGACUGAAAAAAUUCUUGACUCUGAACCUUUUAGAGCUCAGUACAUGUUACAAAGAGUAGUACUGAGUUUGUUUUUCCAAUUAUUGAUUUUAAAAAACAGUGGUUUUCAUUUUCUUUCCGGCAGUUGAGGAUUGAAGGUAUGGUGUCCCUAGAAACGCCGUCAGAAUUUCCUGGUGGUGUCCUGGUGUGCGCGCAGCUCUGUGGUAUCUGCGUAUCCCCAGUCAGUUAGCGUUUGGGCUCACAUGCGUGUGCAGUGAAGAACCUUGCGUUUGGAUCCGUGGUUAUUUGUAGGAGGGUGUUCUUAGUCUUAAAGCUCUGUGUAUUUACAUUUUGUUUCUGUUGAUUUGAAGAAGAAAGCUUUGCUUCCAUGGAAGAGUAAGCACUUUGGUUUAUCUUUACAUUAGAAAUGAUCCUUAUCCUAAACAUGCUACAAGUAAAAAUCAGAUUUGGGCCAGUGGUGUUAGUUUCUAAAAUUUUCUUUUUAUUUGUAAUAAGUCAUGUACUUAGAGGCUCAAUUUAUGUAAAUAGAAUUUUCGUAGUUUAUAUUUAAUGGAUACCUAGAGAUUGCUGCUGCUCUAUUUAUUUUAUGGAAAGACUAGCAAGAUUUUACUGUGGAAUUCCCUGGAAGCUCUUCAGUAGCCCUCAGCCAAAUGAAAUCUGUCUUUUACCACUCAGAGAAUAUUAUUCUUACGUCAUAGUGAGUUAUGUCAUAGAGUAAUCAUUUAGAUACUUGGCAUAGCAAGUGUCUAAAGGACAUUUUGUUUUGUGAAUCUAUUUUUUUCUUGCUAUAAUGGGAUAUUGUAAAUCGUUCAUUUGUAUUAAUGAUAUUUCUUAAAGCAAUAUAUUUAACUGUAAACUAAACCAACCUGUACAAACUAUUGUAGUAAUCUAAAUUCUGUUGUGGGUACUGUAAACAUUGUGGGAGUCUUUUAAUCAACAUAUUUUGUGAUUGUAUUUAUACAUUGUUAAAAUUUUUUAAAAGAUGUUUAAUUGAAUAAGUGUCUGUUGGAGUGAUAGCUUUGAAGGUGCAUAACUUUAUAUUUGUAUAAAACUUGACUGUUUGCAAAAGCACUUUGACUUGUGUACUCUCACUUAACUCUCUCAGCAGGCCUGUUACAUAUGAUCUGUGUUUAUAGAUGACGAAACUGAACCUCAGGUUGAAUGGUUUUCCCAAGAAGCACAGAUUACAAGAGCCAUCAGGAUUUGUAACAGUUUUUAAAGGAAAUAAUUGCGUCUAAAUAUCUUUUCUUUAAAAAAAAAAAAAAAAACAGUUGCCAUCGAGUCAGUUCGGACUCGUGGUGACCCCAUGUGUGUCUGAGGAGAACUGUGCUCCACAGGGUUUUCAGUGGCUGAUUUUUGGGAAGUAGAUCAUCAGGCCCUUCUUCCGGGGCACGUCUAGGUGGACUCAAACCACUAACCUUUUGGUUAGCAGCCACGUACGUUAGCUGUGUCACCCAGGGACGUUUCCUUUCUUAAAAACCCAGUGCCCAGGGAACGUUAAUUUAUUAAGUGCUUUUUCACAAUUUUACUUACUAUUUAGCUGUUUCAUUGAAUGAGAUUAGUUGAUACUGUACUAAGGUUGUGUUUUUAUUUCUUUGAAAGCUCUAACUCUUUAUGAUUGAGAGUCUGUCAGGGGGCAUACUGGUAUGGUUGUUGAGGUAACUGUGUUGUGUAUUUGAACCUGCAGUCCUAAACCAAAUAGGAAUUGAGUUUUCUUAGGAAUAUGCAUGUGGCAGAGUCUACCACUUACCCUCCAGUGUCCAUUUUCUCCUUCUACAGUAAUAAAACCUGGAAUAAAGGCCACUUGUCUUAGAUUUCCUGGCUUCAUGAGUGAAAGUGCGUCAUGUUGCAGGAGCACAGCUAAGACUGAGGUAGGUAAAACUGUGCACCGAAGGUUGCGUAUAGCAGAGAUAGCAGUGUUCACCAAAUAACCCGUCAUUUCCCCUACAUUUCCCAGUCCCUGAAUUAGUGGGGGGCCAUGUGGCUACUUAUAGCCAAUGAAAUGCGUCACGUCCGGGGGAAGAAGUGCAAAGUCUUCACGUGACCUCUCCAGCCUUCCCCUUCUGUGGCAGCCAGUGGCACCUGGGAUGAUGGAAGCUCUGUUAUCCUGAGUCCCUGGGUGACCUGUAGAACAGAACCUUCCUACUCCUCUUGGACAAACAGCACAAGUGAGAAAUAAACCUUUGGCAAGCUCAACCAGUUGAUUUCCUGGUUAAUUUGUUUCUAUAACGUUAUAACCUGAUACUCAGAAAACUUUAAAAAAAAAAAAUCCUUGUUCAGUAGUCUUUGUCGUUCUUCAAUUUCCUGUUGCAAGGAAAGAAAUUGGAUUCCUUGCUGCUUAGUGCAGGCUUGCACAUUUUGGUGGAGCCUACAGAUGCUGUAAAUGGGUGACACUAACCAGGGAAAAGUGUCAGCUAGGAGAUCUGUGUCCAAUCCCUCACCGUGUGUGCUGCCAAGCAGGAGUACCCCCCUUCUGCUAGAUCUUUUGGCUUUUCAAGAAAAAUAAGAAAUCUGGAUGCUUAUAUGAAAUUUGAUCAUUAAAUGCUGUAAAUUAAGUUUAAAAAGGAACAAGAAAACAUGCAAAGCCAGGCUAAACAUUUGCAGGUCACAUCCAGCUGUGGCUAACCAUUGCUAUUAGUGCAGUGAUUUUCAAGCAUUUUUCAACUAGUGGAACUCUUUCUUCAAAUAAAAUCUUUUGUCAAAGCCUAGUAUCUACAGUAAGUAAAGCAAAACAGCUCUAGUAGAAGCAGGACUAGGGAGUCCUGAACCAUCGGCUCGACGCUGACCACCAGCUUCCAAGGAACCACUGCCAGGAAAGUGAAACCGAAGUCUACUGGUUUUACAGGGUACAGGGUAAAAUGGUAUGUAAAUAUACUUUUCAAAUGUAUGUAAAUAAAUAUCUAAUUCUUUUAAGAAAAGAGGAAGCAUGCCUUAAAGCAUUUAUAUUGUAAUUUUUACAAGAAAGGAGGAAACAUUUCCUCAAGAAAUCAUAAUUCAGUGCCAAGAAAAAUUUAAUCUUAUACAUUACUUGUUCCAACUGGGAUUAAUUUUUUAAAAAAUUAAACACUUGUGAUCAGGAAAGCAACUUGUACAGAAGAGCUUACAAAGAAAAGCAAGGGCCCAUCCUGCCCCCAGUUCUGUUCCGAGGAGCAAACAUCUUUGUUUGUGUUUUUAUAUUUUUAGGUAGAUAACCCCUGUACCUCUAAAUAAUGUGCUUACAGUGUUUCUUGGUUUAUCAACUUCAUGUUAACUGUUGACUUCCUGUUGUGAAAAAUGAAUACUUAAAUCUCCCACCACGUUCAGAGCAUUGCAGUGUUAAAGGCGCUACAUAAACCUUGUUUUUAUUCCAUCAGUUAUAUGUUGUACCCGUUGACUUCAUCUAUUAGGAAUUUGUCUAGUUACAAAUAACAGUGGUUUAAAAACAAAUAAUAGUGGCUUAAACAAAAAAGCUUUUUUCUUUUCCCUCACGUAAGAAGUCUGGAAGGAGACAGUUACUUGGUGUUGAUUGACCUACUCAACAGUUCCAUCAAGGAUCCUGACGUUUUGCUGUCCUCGGCUGGUUUUUGUCCCCAUGCUCAUUGCCUCAUGGUCACAAGAUGCUGCCACAGGUGAAGAGGACACAUCUAUUUUUAAAGGAAGGAAUAAAGAAGGAAGCCCCAGU